AUGUCAGCUGUGGCAAUUGGUUUUUUACAAAAAUAUGCUCCUGUAGUAGCUGAUCAAUUCAUAACCAUGAACGCCACUCAAACUCAGAAUGCACUUUACGGGGAUGUCAACUUGGAAGCUCUGAAUUGGCUGGAGAGAACUUGGGCAAGUUAUUAUAUAUGGAUGGGUAAUCCUGUACUUGCCACUGGACUCAUGAGUUUCAUGCUUCAUGAGAUCGUUUACUUCGGUAGAGCUAUACCUUGGUUGAUCAUCGGUGCUAUACCAUUCUUCAAUCAAUGGAAAAUUCAACCUGACAAGGUGGUCACCAAAGCUCAAAUUUGGAAAUGCACAAAAGUCGUCUUAUUAACACAUUUCACAUGUGAAUUACCAUUAAUAUACGCUUUUCAUCCUAUCUGUUGUUAUUUCGGAAUGGCAACAUAUGAAGUCCCUUUUUCACCUAUUGGAAUCAUGGCUGCUCAAAUCGCAUUUUUCUUCGUAUUUGAAGACAUGUUCCAUUAUUGGGCACACAGAGCUCUUCAUUACGGACCUCUUUACAAGAACAUUCAUAAAUUACAUCAUGAAUUUUCUGCUCCUAUCGGACUUGCCGCUGAAUACGCCCAUCCUCUCGAAGUACUCAUCCUCGCUCAAGGUACAAUCUCCGGACCGUUCCUUUACUGUCUAUUCAGAAAGGAUCUUCAUAUUUUGACUGUAUACAUCUGGAUCACACUUAGACUCUGGCAAGCUGUGGAUGCUCAUUCAGGAUAUGAUUUCCCUUGGUCAUUAAGACAUUUCAUCCCUUUCUGGGCUGGAGCAGAUCAUCACGAUUAUCACCAUAUGGCUUUUAACAAUUGCUUCUCUACUUCGUUCAGAUGGUGGGACUUCUCUCUCGGUACAGAUUCAAAGUAUCACGCAUACAAAGAAAGAAUGGCAAAAGUCAAAGCUAGUCAAAGGGCUAAAUGGGAAAAAGAUGAACAUGAAAAAAUCACAAAAGAAGGUUUGGAAGCUGAACGAUUGGUAUUACAAGGUAAAAUAAGUAAACCAAAGACUUUAUAA
Messenger RNA from Kwoniella shivajii, 1032 nucleotides. RefSeq lists its product as uncharacterized. Lineage: Eukaryota; Fungi; Basidiomycota; Tremellomycetes; Tremellales; Cryptococcaceae. The transcript is spliced from 5 exons. Gene Ontology annotation, molecular function: C-4 methylsterol oxidase activity; iron ion binding. Gene Ontology annotation, biological process: ergosterol biosynthetic process. Bases 1 to 1032 code for a protein of 343 amino acids. The record is from RefSeq and is a predicted model, not a curated record. Gene Ontology annotation, cellular component: endoplasmic reticulum membrane.